AUGUCAGUUGUGCAGGUAUGCCUGGCAUCCGGCUAUAGAGUCAAUCUCUAUGGCAGAAGUGGCGAUUCGCGUGCCAGAGCUAGGGACCAACUGCGGAAGAACCUAGCCAAGAGUGCGACCAAGAAACGGGGAGAAGAUGCCGAUACGAUGGAUAUUCAAAAGGCAGUUGAUACUCAGAUGGCUCAUCUACAGCUUUGCUCGGACAUCCGUACCGCAGUUACUGGCGCCGAUUAUGUGAUCGAAGCUGUGGUCGAGAAGAAAUCCGUGAAAGAUGAUGUCUUUGCUGAAGCUCAACGCUUCUGCCCAUCGCACGCACUUCUAAUCACAAACACAUCAUCAAUCCGUCUUUCUGAUAUGCUCUCAUGCAUUCAAGAUCAUUCUCGUUUCGCUGGAUUGCAUUUCUUCAAUCCUGUACCCCUGAUGAAACUAGUGGAAGUGGUCAGCACUGGCGAAACUUCUGAAGAGACGCACACUAGGCUAAUGCAGUUCUGUCAAUCACUAGGGAAGCGACCUGUUUCUUGCAAGGUAGGCUCACAAUAA
Molecule: messenger RNA, 540 nt
Organism: Cylicostephanus goldi
Lineage: Eukaryota; Metazoa; Nematoda; Chromadorea; Rhabditida; Strongylidae
Source: the annotation of a GenBank genome assembly